Molecule: messenger RNA, 1266 nt
Organism: Juglans microcarpa x Juglans regia
Lineage: Eukaryota; Viridiplantae; Streptophyta; Magnoliopsida; Fagales; Juglandaceae
Product: SPX domain-containing protein 1-like
Exons: 4
Coding region: 247-1113 (288 amino acids)
Biological process (GO): cellular response to phosphate starvation
Source: RefSeq, a predicted model, not a curated record
CGAGAGAGAGAGAGAAAGAGAUUCCUUUGUAGCUCGUGUCGAACAAACAAGAUAAUAAAAAAAAAAGUAUAUUCCCCAGAAUUCCUUUCUUCCGAAUAUUCGAAUUUCUCUGAUCUCUACGACCAUCCGUUCAUUUUAGUUAUUUCCAUCUUGGCCAUCUUCUUCUCUUUCCUUCUCUCUCUCUCUCUCUCUCUCUCUGCGGUCUGUUGGUGGAGGAGGAUUUCAUCCGGUGCGAGCGGGGGCACCAUGAAGUUUUGGAAGAUCCUCAACAGCCUAAUCGAGGAGACCUUGCCGGAGUGGCGGGACAAGUUCUUGUCCUAUAAGGACCUCAAGAAGCAGCUCAAGCUUAUCUACCCCAAGGACGACGAUACCCACAAGAUGCCUGAUAAACGGCCCAGAUUGGAUUCGGACCCCAACGUCGACGCAUCUUAUUGUCCACCCGAGCUGUCCAAGGAGGUCGACGAUUUCGUCAGGCUCUUGGAGGACGAGAUCGAUAAGUUCAACGGCUUCUUCGUCGACAAGGAGGAGGAGUACGUUAUUCGGUGGAAGGAACUGCAAGAUAGGAUAGCAAAGGCAAAGGAUUCAAAUGAAGAGUUGAUGCAAGUAGGGAGAGAAGUAGUGGAUCUUCAUGGAGAGAUGGUUUUGUUAGAGAAUUACAGUGCACUCAACUACACAGGACUAGUGAAGAUACUGAAGAAAUAUGAGAAACGAAGUGGUGCUCUCAUUCGCUUGCCUUUUAUCCAAAGGGUCAUGCAACAACCAUUCUUCACUACUGAUGUCCUUAACAAGCUUGUGAAGGAGUGUGAGAGCAUGCUGGAUCAAAUUUUCUCCAGGAAUGACCCGUCAGGCCCACUUGAAGGAACCAAUAACGAAGAAGGGAGUGAUUCUAAGGCUGUGACUGAAAGUAAAAAAACUCAACUUAAAGUUCCCAAAGAACUUGAAGAAAUCAAGCAUAUGGAGAGCAUGUACAUGAAGCUAACGAUAUCGGCACUCCGUGUCCUGAAGGAGGUCCGGGGCGGAAGCUCAACAGUGAGCGUGUUUUCAUUACCCCCUUUGCAAAAUAAUACAAGGGAGAUGAAAAAUAUAACAGUUCUAGAACAAGCAGCCAAAUAGUUUUGGAAUAGUACUUCUCUGCUCCCUCUCACACUUUCACGUUACAUUGGACAUAGGUAACAACGCAUUUGUAUGCUAAAUACCGCGGUCUUGUUGAUACAUUGAAUAAUCCUUCGCCCUCUUUUGUAUAAAGUUUAAAAUCUGUGCCUGUGA